AUGCUGCGAAAACUCAGUACACCGGAGCGUGAACUGUAUGCAUAUUUCGGUCUCCGCCAGCUGCCUCGUGAGCUCGGCUUUGAAGUAUAUGACAGAACACCAUCACAGACGUUCGGUGAACAAACAUCGGUGUGCGAUAUACGUUACCAAUACCUCAACCUGCUGAAGAAGGAUAAUGUCGAUUUCAACAUGCUUACCGGUGUUAUCGGUCGGGGAUAUACAGCAGCCGAUUCAAAAAUCAGCAACUUCCUGCGAAAGAAAACUAAACAGCGCAAUCAUUUCAAUCAUGAAUGA
Opisthorchis viverrini is the source of this 294-nucleotide messenger RNA. RefSeq lists its product as hypothetical. Lineage: Eukaryota; Metazoa; Platyhelminthes; Trematoda; Opisthorchiida; Opisthorchiidae. Bases 1 to 294 code for a protein of 97 amino acids. The record is from RefSeq and is a predicted model, not a curated record. The transcript has 2 exons.